This is a messenger RNA of Salvia hispanica, 1961 nucleotides long. Its product is annotated as exosome complex component RRP45A-like. NCBI's taxonomy places the organism in Eukaryota, Viridiplantae, Streptophyta, Magnoliopsida, Lamiales, Lamiaceae. Gene Ontology annotation, molecular function: mRNA 3'-UTR AU-rich region binding. Gene Ontology annotation, biological process: nuclear mRNA surveillance; rRNA catabolic process; nuclear polyadenylation-dependent rRNA catabolic process. Gene Ontology annotation, cellular component: cytoplasmic exosome (RNase complex); nuclear exosome (RNase complex). The record is from RefSeq and is a predicted model, not a curated record.
UUCCCCUAAACCCUAAACCCUUUCUAUCUCAAAUUCCUUUUCUUCUUCUCAAAAUUUCCGGUUAAACUACGACCGCCUCAGCCCCUUUUCUUCUUAAUUCUCCGCCGCCUGAGCAAGCUCCCCGCUGCUGCCGCCGUGAAUUUGUGAAUUCAAUUCUCUUGCCGAAGAAAUUAACCAAGUACUCACAUGCUAUGGAGCAGCGGUUGGCCAAUUCGUGGCGGAUGACCGUCAAUGAGAAGAACUUCAUUCAAACAGCCCUGCUCUCUGACCUCCGAAUCGACGGCCGUGGCCCUUUUGAUUACCGGAACCUGACUAUUCAGUUCGGAAGUGAAGAUGGCUCAUCAGAAGUCCAGCUGGGCCAGACUCGCGUAAUGGGGUUUGUAACAUCACAGCUAGUGCAACCUUACCGCGAUCGCCCUAAUGAAGGUACUCUUGCCAUAUUUACUGAGUUCUCACCAAUGGCAGAUCCUUCUUUUGAAAUUGGUCGUCCUGGGGAAUCUGCUGUUGAGUUGGGACGGAUAGUUGAUCGUGGGUUAAGGGAAAGCAGGGCCAUUGACACUGAAUCACUUUGUGUUGUUGCCGGGAAAUGGGUGUGGUCCAUCCGUAUUGAUCUUCACAUUCUAGACAAUAGCGGGAAUCUUGUUGAUGCUGCCAAUAUUGCAGCCUUGGCUGCGCUCUUGACAUUCAGAAGGCCAGAGUGCACACUGGGAGGGGAAGAUGGUCAGGAAGUUAUAAUACAUCCACCAGAAGUCAGGGAACCCUUAGCAUUGAUUGUACACCAUCUCCCAAUAGCAGUAACAUUUGCAUUUAUUGGAAAUGAGAGCAGAGUGGUUAUUGAUCCAUCGCACUUUGAAGAAGCUGUUAUGGGUGGAAAACUGACUGCUACUUUGAACACAAAUGGUGAUGUCUGUGCUAUUCAAAAAGCUGGAGGAGAAGGUGUAAUGCAAAGCGUUGUUAUGCAAUGCUUGCGGAUAGCAUCGGUGAAGGCUGCUGAUAUUACUGGAAAAAUAAAAAAAGCUGUUGAAUCAUAUAAAACAAAAAGAGAUUUAAAAAAAAUCAAAAGACACCCUGAUUCAGUAGAUAUCAGCAAUAUAUCAAAGGACAUGGAGAAGUCUAAACUGGAACUUGAGAAAGGUCAAAGUGAUGACAUGGAAAUUGAGGGCCACUCAUCAAAGAAAGAUGAAAGCAGUUUGAGACACAGCAAGCAUAAAGCCAGCAUUAGUGGACCUUCUAGUUGGGAUCCAUACUCAAAGAUUGCAGAUGCAGAUGAAUUAAAAGCAACUCUAGCUUCACGAGCUGUAGCAACACCAAAUCUGAAGAUGGAUGUAAUGCCACCUGAAAAGCAACAGUUGAAUGUAAAGGAUGAAUCCCAUAGAGAUGCAGAUCCAUCACCUCCGUUAUUGGUGGCAGCUGAAGCUAGAGAGGAGAAAAACAAAGCCAAGACAUUAUUGGACGCUGUGAAACCUAAGCAUAAGAGAAAGAAGAAGAAUGCAUCAAAUUCUAAUGGAAGUUAAAACAUGGGUUUCUAAAGAAUUCCCUUUUGACUUGGUGAAUGCAGUCUUGAGAUCUUCUACCUAAGAUCAAAACUUCAUGUAGCAUACUCGUGAAAAGGUUCUCCAAUGAUAAUUUAUGGCGCAAAGACAUGCUACCCUUGGCAGCAUCCAGAAAGGAAGUUGACAUGGCUUAACUGCUAAUGAUUUGAUGACGAGGUUGUUGACUUGUAAUGUACCAUUUACUUUCUGGAAUUGGAACUAGGAGCAGCAUCUCCUCUUAUAUCUGGUUAACAUUAUGCCCCUUGUAGGAUUGGGCGACAUAGUUAGGUUUUAUGAAGAAUUUCUGCUUUUUAGAUCAGUUUUCAUGAGCAGAUAUGGACUGCUGCUAGAAUCGGCAUGUAGUUUGGGUAUUGAUUUUGCUUUGUUGUAAAAAAUUUAAAUCGGAAAAACUUAGCUCUUCUUAUUACU